GCUCGUCACCAGGACACUGUCGGGCGUUUACCGCUACUGCAGUGGAACAAUUAUCACCCGGAGGCACGUCUUGACGGCAGGCCACUGCACCUUUUACACAAAGCAAGAUCCAAUUGCCAACGUGAAAGUCUACUACGGACAUAAAGGCUUGCAAGGGCCCUAUAGGCGAGUGGCCCGUUUCUUGAGACAUCCCAAGUUCGACAUGUCCACCCUCCACCACGACAUUGCUAUCCUAAUGAUGGACAAAUGCUUUGAAUUUGACCAGAAUACGGGGAGCGUUUGCCUUCCUGUCGCUCCAGCGGAUCCUGUGCGGAACCCGUCCUUAGAAGCCUACUGGAAAGUUCAAGAAAAUGGUGCGGCCACCAUGUUUGCCGACAUCUUGAGCGUGCAGCGAGCAUCAUCUUGCCGACUCCGACUUGGUGACGCCAGUUUUGAUAGCAGAGCUUCUUUCUGCGGUAUGGGAGCAGCCACUUGCAAGGACGACUCCGCCACUCCCGUCUUCAGUCGAGGCACGGAUGGUCGAGGUUUGCUCGCGGGCAUUCUGUCUUACUCGGCGGACUGCGCCUCCAGCUCAGCAGCAAAAGUGUUUACACGUGUGGACAUCUACGUGCCGUGGAUAAAGGAGAACUUAAGAAGAUACGAGAUAUACGAGCCUCUUCUUUUGGCCGUCCUGUAAAAGUGGUUUCUAAA
Molecule: messenger RNA, 690 nt
Organism: Dermacentor silvarum
Lineage: Eukaryota; Metazoa; Arthropoda; Arachnida; Ixodida; Ixodidae
Product: serine proteinase stubble-like
Exons: 5
Coding region: 203-676 (157 amino acids)
Biological process (GO): proteolysis
Molecular function (GO): serine-type endopeptidase activity
Source: RefSeq, a predicted model, not a curated record